UUAUAAACCGCGCUCGAUGGCGGUCGCGGCCAGUGACUGACGCACCGCCGCGGAGUGCCACAGAGUGCGCGAACGACAAGAAACACACGGCCGCCGACAUGCUCGUGCUCGUCCUGGUGUCCGUGGUGGCCCUGCUGGCCGGGGCGCUCUACUUGUUCCUGGAGCGUCGCUACUCCACGUGGAAGCGCAAGGGCGUGCCCGGCCCCAAGGCGUCCGUCCUGGCGUUCAACGUGCCCAAGGUGAUGCUGGGCCAGGAGAACAUGGGCGACGUGACGGACCGCAUCUACAACGAGUACCGUGACAGCCCCUUGGCCGGCACGUACAUGUUCGGCAGCCCCCUGCUGCACCUCCACGACACGGAGAUCAUCAAGCACGUCCUCAUCAAGGAGUUCCAGGACUUCAACGGGCGCGGUAUCGGGGCCUCGGUUUCAAACGCCGCCGUGGACCCCCUAGCCACGCACCUGUUCUUCCAGUCCGGACAGCCAUGGAAGACCCUGCGGGUGAAGCUGGCGCCCGCUUUCACCUCCGGCAAGAUCAAGUACAUGUUCGAGACCAUCCGCGAGUGCUCCUACCAGCUCUCUGACUACCUGGACGAGCGCAUCGCCGCCAACGGGGGCUCGCACUGCGAGGACUCGCGCACCCUCAUGAUGCGCCUGUUCGUGGAUACCAUCGCCUCGGUCGUGUUCGGCAUCGAGAGCAACGUCGUCAAGAACCCUGAGUCGGCGUUCUUCACGGCCGCGCAGGAGGCCGUGAAGCCCAACCUGACCAACGCGCUGCGCUCGCUGCUCGCGUUCUUCGCCCGCCGCUUCAUGGAGGCCUUCAGCAUCAGGAGCACCAGCCCGGCCACCACCAAGUUCUUCCUCGACGUCGUGAGCGACACCGUCGACUACCGCGAGAACAACAAGGUGGAGCGCCCCGACCUGCUCAGCCUACUGAUCCAGCUCAAGAACAGGGGCUUCGUCGACCCGGACAAGGCCGACGGCAAGGUCGCGGAGCAAGGCCAACCCGGGGACAAGAAGCUGACCAUGAACGAGGUGGCCGCCAACGUCUUCGUCUUCUUCAUCGCGGGCUUCGAGAGCUCUUCCGGCACGUCCUCCUUCACGCUGUACGAGCUCGCCAAGCAGCCGGAACUACUGAAGAAGGUGCAGCAGGAGGUGGACCAGGUGCUGGCCGACUUCGACGGCAAGCUCACCUACGACGCCAUCAUGAGCAUGCCCUACCUGGAGAUGUGCAUCAAUGAGACCCUCCGAAAGUACCCGCCGCUCGCCUUCAUCACCCGGGAGGCCAUGGUGACCCGGAAGGUGCCGCUGACCGAGGUGACGGUGGAGAAGGGCACCAGGGUGGUGGUGCCCGUCCGCGCGCUGCACUACGACCCCCUGUACUGGCCCGACCCGGAGAAGUACGACCCCGAGCGGCACACGGCGGAGAAGAAGGCCACGCGGCCGGCGGUCACCUUCAUGCCCUUCGGAGAAGGUCCGCGAAUGUGCAUUGCGGCGCGCCUGGGGGUGGUGCAGAUCAAGACGGCACUAGUACGGCUGCUGUCCAAGUACACCGUGACGGUGAGCAAGGACGAGCCCGACAAGGUGAGGAUGAACCCCAAGAGCUUCGCCACCACCUCCGACAUGCCGCUCAACAUCACCUUCCACCCGAGGAAGGCCGCCGCCGGCAUCCAGAAGAGGCGGCAGAGCGUCGUGUCGGGCUAGGGAGCCGGUGACAGCGCAACUUGUCGUCAAAGAGCCAAAGACAUUGGAGUGGUGUGGGUACACAGCCUGCCACAUCCCGAACUCCCAACUCAUCAUGAAUUACAUCGUAAUCACAAGUUCAUACGCAAAUGGUUCAAAUAAAUUGAGUUUAAGUCAUUGUAAAUACUUCAUUAGGUAUGGAAUAGUGUUGAAUUUUAAAGUGUAUAUUUGUUUCAUAUGUUUUACGUGUCCUAGUUUUAUACUGUUGUGUACUUUUGUUGAAUUAAAACCUAUUAUUACGUAUUGUUAA
Messenger RNA from Frankliniella occidentalis (western flower thrips), 1992 nucleotides. Its product is annotated as cytochrome P450 6k1. Gene Ontology annotation, molecular function: iron ion binding; oxidoreductase activity, acting on paired donors, with incorporation or reduction of molecular oxygen; heme binding. The record is from RefSeq and is a predicted model, not a curated record. Bases 99 to 1703 code for a protein of 534 amino acids. The transcript has 7 exons. NCBI's taxonomy places the organism in Eukaryota, Metazoa, Arthropoda, Insecta, Thysanoptera, Thripidae.